CUUUGGCGGCCCAUUCAAGCCCAGCCCGAUGCAUGCCCAGAUACAUACGAUGCGCACGUACAGCCCAAGCAAGCCCACUGACAUCAACACCAGCGGCGGAGAGCAAGCAGCUGAGCCAGCCAUGGUCAGCGCGCGUACGUCCUCCUCAGCUUCAGCUGGCGCUUUAUUACCCUCCCCUCCCCUCGUUGCACUCACGCUCGAGGCUCGAGUUUGAGCACCCUUUCCAGUUUGCAGGGACAGGCGCUGCUUGUUGGCAGCGACGACGAUGGCCGGCGGCGACCGUGCCAGCAAUAAGGCUCCUCCGCCGACGACUCCCCCAGCGGGGGCGGACGAGGAGGGCGCCGUGGCGGACAAGGCCCUCCACGCGCUGGGCUUCGAGUUCACCACCAUCAGCGCGCGCGAGGUCGCCGGGCGGCUCCCCGUCACCGCCACCUGCUGCCAGCCGUUCGGGGUGCUGAUCGGCGGCGUGUCGGCGCUGGCGGCGGAGUCCCUGGCGAGCGUGGGCGCGUACAUGGCGUCCGGGGGCCGGAGGGUGGCCGGCGUGCAGCUGUCCAUCAACCACCUCCGCCCCGCCCGCCUCGGCGACCUCGUCCAGGCGCAGGCCAGCCCCGUCCAGCUCGGCCGCACCAUCCAGGUCUGGGAGGUCCAGAUAUGGCGGGCAGAUCCUUCCACGGGAGAACGCAAGGACCUCGUGUCCACAGCAAGAGUUACCAUGCUAGUAGCCAACCCGUCGAGACCUGAGGAGAUGACGAGCCAUGAGGCCAGCAUCAAGAAGCACGCCAAGCUCUAGUUUAGGGCGAGCAUGCAUCUAUCUACGGGAAGUUUAGGGUUUUAUUCAAGAGAAAAUUGAUUCAUGCCACCACAACUCCGUGAAAUUGGAUUUCAUGUUCAAAAUCAUGCCACUCAAUGGCAUAGAUUUCAACAUGAAAUCCAAUUUCAAGAAGUUGGAGUGGCAUGAAUCCAACUGACCCUUUAUUCAAAUGUGCUGCUUCGAUCUUGUGCCGUGGUUGUGUUGUUGUUAAAAAGAAAGGCAAUACUAUUACUAUGACUACGUUUCACCCUGAUUGUAUAUAUGAAUAAGUUGGCAUGAGAGACAUAUGUGUGUUCUUGAGAGAAUUAUUUAUUGGCCUUAAAAAA
Messenger RNA from Panicum virgatum (switchgrass), 1137 nucleotides. Its product is annotated as 1,4-dihydroxy-2-naphthoyl-CoA thioesterase 1-like. Gene Ontology annotation, cellular component: peroxisome. NCBI's taxonomy places the organism in Eukaryota, Viridiplantae, Streptophyta, Magnoliopsida, Poales, Poaceae. Bases 266 to 790 code for a protein of 174 amino acids. The transcript has 2 exons. The record is from RefSeq and is a predicted model, not a curated record. Gene Ontology annotation, biological process: phylloquinone biosynthetic process. Gene Ontology annotation, molecular function: 1,4-dihydroxy-2-naphthoyl-CoA thioesterase activity.